Monodelphis domestica (gray short-tailed opossum) is the source of this 5979-nucleotide messenger RNA. RefSeq names its product diphosphoinositol pentakisphosphate kinase 2 (gene PPIP5K2). The record is from RefSeq and is a predicted model, not a curated record. Gene Ontology annotation, biological process: inositol metabolic process; inositol phosphate biosynthetic process. Gene Ontology annotation, molecular function: 5-diphosphoinositol pentakisphosphate 1-kinase activity; inositol hexakisphosphate kinase activity. Lineage: Eukaryota; Metazoa; Chordata; Mammalia; Didelphimorphia; Didelphidae. Gene Ontology annotation, cellular component: cytosol.
AAGGGCUGGGCUUUUGCCGGAAGUAGUCCCGCCCGGCACAAUUUCCAUGUAAGACUGGAGGCCGGCUGGGCUGGCGGGGGGCGGGAAAAAGCGGGACCAGGGAAGGGGAAGAAGGCGGCAACCCCUGCUUCUAUGGGCGUCGAGGGCUGCUAGCACCCGGCGGGAGGCGGCCACCUGGGUAUAAGCACAUUCGCCGCGGGACCGGGGCCGGGGACUGGGAGUCAGCCACCUGGAUGGGACCGGCAGUCGCCAACUCUCGUCCGUGGGACGACGACAGCCCCCUGGGCAGACUAUAGUCUCUUGGAGGUAAUGGACCUGGGAUUGUGGCAAUUUCACUCACCCAAUAAAGCAUCAAGCACAGAAUAAAACAUCUGAGUACAUCGGUAAAAGACUCGUCUCAGGGAAAUCUUGAUUUUGUGCUUUUGAACUUGAAUCAACAAUGAAGACCUGAUAUCUGGGAACAAAAGAACAACUUGGCUGCUGACUUUCUUAUCAGAAUUUUGAGUGAUUGUGUGAGCAGAAACAAGCUGCAAGGGACUUUGGUGUCACCCAGCUAUUGGAAGAAUGCACUACCCUGCGACUAUUUACUUAACUACUAUUCACAUGUAGAUCAUUUAGUUUUUCUGACCAUGUCUGUCUCUGAAAUAGUAAGUAGCAUUCCUAGAUUCUUUGUUGGGACUGAAGAGGGAGACGGAGAUGAGUUGGAUUCCACCAAAUCUGGAAGUUUUGAGCACUUCUAUGAACAUGGGGAUGAAGAAGAAGAUGAAGAUGAUUCUCCACCAGAAAGGCAGAUUGUGGUCGGAAUCUGUUCCAUGGCAAAAAAAUCCAGAUCAAAACCAAUGAAGGAAAUUCUUGAGCGUGUCUCCUUGUUUAAAUAUAUCACAGUAGUAAUAUUUGAAGAGGACGUGAUUUUAAAUGAACCCGUAGAAAACUGGCCACUGUGUGAUUGUCUCAUUUCUUUCCAUUCUAAAGGAUUUCCACUGGACAAAGCAGUUGCCUAUGCAAAACUCAGGAACCCAUUUGUGGUCAAUGACUUGAAUAUUCAGUAUCGCAUACAAGACAGGAGAGAAGUUUAUAGUAUUCUUCAGUCUGAAGGCAUUUUACUUCCUCGUUAUGCAAUUUUAAACCGUGAUCCAAAUAAUCCCCAAGAAUGUAAUCUAAUCGAAGGGGAUGAUCACGUGGAAGUAAAUGGAGAAGUUUUCCAAAAGCCAUUUGUAGAAAAACCCCUCAGUGCUGAGGAUCACAAUGUUUACAUUUAUUAUCCAACGUCUGCGGGAGGUGGAAGCCAAAGGCUCUUUAGGAAGAUUGGCAGUAGAAGUAGUGUUUACUCGCCAGAAAGCAGUGUGAGAAAAACCGGUUCUUACAUAUAUGAAGAGUUCAUGCCUACAGAUGGCACUGAUGUCAAGGUGUACACAGUCGGGCCAGAUUACGCCCACGCCGAAGCUCGGAAGUCCCCCGCCCUGGACGGCAAAGUGGAGCGGGACAGCGAAGGGAAGGAAGUCCGGUACCCUGUGAUCCUCAAUGCCAGGGAGAAGCUGAUUGCCUGGAAAGUCUGCCUCGCAUUCAAGCAAACGGUUUGUGGCUUUGAUUUGUUACGUGCCAAUGGACAGUCCUAUGUCUGUGAUGUCAAUGGCUUCAGUUUUGUGAAGAAUUCUAUGAAAUAUUAUGAUGACUGUGCAAAAAUACUUGGCAACAUUAUAAUGCGCGAGCUUGCUCCACAAUUUCAUAUCCCCUGGUCCAUACCACUGGAAGCAGAAGAUAUCCCGAUUGUGCCAACAACAUCUGGAACCAUGAUGGAACUUAGGUGUGUUAUAGCCGUUAUACGUCAUGGGGAUCGGACACCAAAACAGAAAAUGAAAAUGGAAGUUAGGCAUCAAAAAUUUUUUGAUCUUUUUGAAAAGUGUGAUGGAUAUAAAACUGGAAAAUUAAAAUUGAAAAAGCCAAAACAAUUACAGGAAGUAUUGGAUAUUGCUAGGCAACUUUUAAUAGACCUAGGACAGAACAAUGAUUCUGAAAUUGAAGAAAGUAAAUCAAAACUUGAACAAUUAAAAACUGUAUUGGAGAUGUAUGGGCAUUUUUCUGGAAUAAAUCGUAAAGUUCAACUGACCUACCUCCCUCAUGGCUGUCCUAAAACCUCCAGUGAGGAAGAAGACAACCGAAGAGAAGAGCCGUCUUUGCUUUUGGUUCUGAAGUGGGGAGGAGAACUAACUCCUGCAGGAAGGGUCCAGGCUGAAGAACUUGGCAGAGCUUUCAGGUGCAUGUACCCUGGAGGACAAGGUGACUAUGCAGGAUUUCCGGGUUGUGGUUUACUAAGAUUACAUAGUACCUACCGACAUGACCUCAAAAUAUAUGCCUCUGAUGAGGGGAGAGUCCAAAUGACUGCAGCUGCUUUUGCCAAGGGACUUUUGGCUUUAGAGGGUGAGCUUACCCCCAUUCUUGUCCAGAUGGUAAAAAGCGCAAACAUGAAUGGACUUUUGGAUAGUGAUAGUGAUUCCCUAAGCAGUUGCCAGCAUCGGGUGAAAGCCAGACUUCACGAAAUACUUCAGAAAGACAGAGAUUUCACUUCUGAAGACUAUGAAAAGCUUACUCCAUCUGGAAGCAAUUCUGUUAUCAAAUCAAUGCAGUUAAUUAAAAAUCCUGUGAAGACCUGUGACAAAGUUUACUCUUUGAUUCAGAGUUUGACGUCUCAAAUCAGACAAAAAAUGGAAGAUCCCACGUCCUCAGAUAUCCAGCUUUAUCAUAGUGAAACGUUAGAGCUAAUGCUACGUCGAUGGUCCAAGUUGGAAAAGGACUUUAAAACAAAGAAUGGAAAAUAUGACAUCAGUAAAAUCCCUGACAUUUAUGACUGUAUAAAAUAUGAUGUUCAGCAUAAUGGCUCUUUGAAAUUAGAAAAUACAAUGGAUUUGUACAGGCUUUCAAAAGCUUUAGCAGAUAUUGUUAUCCCUCAAGAAUACGGCAUAUCUAAAGUUGAAAAACUAGAGAUUGCCAAAGGCUAUUGCACGCCUUUAGUUAAGAAGAUUCGAUCGGACCUUCAGAGAACACAAGAUGAUGACACUGUAAAUAAGCUCCAUCCUCUGUAUUCCAGAGGCGUCAUGUCCCCGGAACGUCACGUGCGUACUCGAUUAUAUUUCACCAGUGAAAGUCACGUGCAUUCUUUACUCUCCAUCCUUCGCUACGGGGCCUUGUGUGAUGAAUCAAAAGAUGACCAGUGGAGGCGAGCUAUGGACUAUCUGAAUGUUGUCAGCGAGCUCAACUACAUGACUCAGAUUGUUAUCAUGCUCUAUGAGGAUCCAAACAAGGAUCUGUCCUCAGAAGAGCGUUUUCACGUUGAGUUACACUUUAGCCCAGGAGCCAAAGGCUGUGAAGAAGACAAAAAUUUACCAUCUGGGCAUGGUUAUAGACCUGCUUCGAGAGAGAAUGAAGAAAAAAAGAAAACUUCCAGAAGAACUGACUCCAUUGAGGAGUCAUUUAAACAUAAAAAGGAUGAGCCUGAAAAAUGUGCUUCAGUUUUUAAACCCAUGGUAUCAGAUCCAAUUCAUAUAUUCAAAAAAACUAAUGUUAUACGACCUAGGAAAGCUGAAGAAGAGAGCCCCCUGAGUGUGUCUAGCCCAGAGGGUACUGGUACCUGGCUGCAUUACACCAGUGGUGUGGGUACUGGGCGUCGAAGACGCAGAUCAGGGGAACAAAUCACCUCUUCCCCUGUCUCCCCUCAAUCACUGGCAUUCACAUCCAGUAUUUUUGGCUCAUGGCAACAGGUGGUCUCAGAAAAUGCUACUUUUUUGAGAAAAAGGGCCGUGGACCUGAAGCAGAACGCAGUAGGGCCUCCCUGUGCGAGCCUGUUUAGCCCCUCGGUGCUCGGGGGCUCUUCAAGCGCACCUAACCUACAGGACUAUGCUCGUACUCACCGUAGAAAGCUGACCGCUCCCGGCUGCACAGAUGACGCCACACGUGGUUCUGCUGUUAAAAGGUUUUCUAUCUCAUUUGCUCGACACCCAACCAAUGGCUUCGAGCUGUACUCCAUGGUGCCGUCCAUCUGCCCUCUAGAAACGCUUCACAACGCCUUGUCUCUAAAGCAAGUGGACGACUUCCUGGCUUCCAUCGCACUUCCGUCGAACGAGAAGAGAAUCCCGGCGGAUGAAUGUUAUUCUAGUUGCAGUUUACUUACACUUCCAAGAAGAAAAGUAUCUUUAAAUACCUACACGCCUGCAAAGAUCCUCCCAACACCGUCUUGCGACCUAACAAGUACUAAAGGAAGCAAAGAAGCCACCAGUCCAUCUAAAAAGACUUCAUCUAACAAAACAGAAGAUACAACUCAACAUAAGACUUCUCAGAAGAAAUGAAAUCUUUUUGAAACUGGAACCAGGUGCCCCCCUCCAAAAAAGAGACUAGUAAGGGGUUAAAAAUAGUAAACCUUUACUUCUCGAAGCCAUUCAUUUAAGUUCCUUGCUGUGUGCUACUUAUCCAUUUAAAUGUUUUUGGAGCUGCUGUAACACUUUGCAUAUAUUCAGGUAAAAGAGUCUUUUGUCAUUGCCUUUAUUUAAGACAGAUAUCCUGAAUGUUUAGCUAAUUUGUAUAUUUUUAAAGCUACACAAUUUUUUGAGUGUCUAUGUUUACUGUGUACCUGUAGUGGAGGAAGAAAGGUGGCGGGAGCAGCCCCGCCGAUAUGUAUAGUGGCUCUAAUAAUGUCACUAGACAGGAUGAUAUUACUGCCAUGAUGCAGUCCUCUAUUUUCAGAAGAUUACAAAUUGGCACUGAAAACCUUUUUGAGGUUGAAACAGCAGCUAGAAACCAUUGUUUAUUUAAAUACACUUCCAGAAAGCUCUCAUCGAAGUUGAACCUUUUACAUUAUGGAGGGUGUUGUUCAAGUGACUGCUUAUGCUGCAAUGCUUUGACAUCGGGAGUAUUGGAUGGUGAUAUUUCUAUUGUCCAUGCUUUAAAUUGUUUUUAAUGUGUAUGUGUAUGUUUGAGUUAAAUUCAAUAUUAUUUGAGGAUUAAUUUGCAUAGUUGCAUUUAAUAUUCUCUUAUACAAAAAUAUAUAAAUUACUUUGUAGAAAAACUUAUUAUAUAUUUAUAUUUUCUUAUAUGGAGUGCUUUUGUUUGUCAGAAAAUUGCCUAUUUCAUGUAUUGACAGGAAAGCAUCUCUUGGGUUUAAUUUUUUUAAGGGUAACUUUGCAAAUUUUCCAGGAAGAGAAAUUAUAAAUAAUAUGUACCUAUUCUCAAGUGAUAAUGAUCCUUUUCAACUUAAGUAAUUCGGUCCCCAAAUCAAGCAACAUUAUUAGAAUAAUUGGAUGUUCGGCUGUUCAGACUUAGGUUAGUCAUGUUUGUACCACCUUCAUUCUUUCUGUGAUUUUUUCUAGACAAUCUCAUUAUAAAAUGUCAAGCGUAAGCAUUUUAAAUGGGUGCUUUUAAAAUGAUUGGAUUUUUAGCAUCAUUGUCUGAGAUCAUUGUGCGUUGUAAUUUCAUCUGUGGCAUGAAGAACAAAGUCUUCAGAAUGAUCAUCCUCUCAUUCUUUUCACUGCCUCAUUUAUGAUGAGCCACUUAAGACUAUAAACCAAACAAGACAGCCUGAUACCAAGAAAUCUAUGUAUUACAAAGUAGGUAACUUCUCUUGGUAGAGCAUUAGGUUCAACUAAACAUUUAAGGAUAAGUAACUUUUGUUGAGUACUCUCCGUAUGAACAGAAUUUAUCUCACAGCAGAAACUGUACCAAUUGUCAAAUGAUCACAUAUGAAUGGCUUUUAGCAAAUAAGCAUAGUAAGUGCUAGUUCUAUAAAGGUACCAAAUACAAAGGAUACACAAACAUCUGACUUCGUACAUUUCACAUGAAUGUAUAUGUAUAAUGUAAGCAUUCUAAUGUACAUGUUAAAUUUCCUGUGUUUUAAAUGUACUUAUCAUUCCAUUAAAGUCUUCAUUUAAAAAAUAGUUGCCGAGCUUAAUAAAAAUGGCAGUUUCGAUGGGCACUGUCUGGGUAAUACUUGAA